Mangifera indica (mango) is the source of this 1434-nucleotide messenger RNA. RefSeq lists its product as uncharacterized. Bases 120 to 1340 code for a protein of 406 amino acids. The transcript is spliced from 8 exons. Lineage: Eukaryota; Viridiplantae; Streptophyta; Magnoliopsida; Sapindales; Anacardiaceae. The record is from RefSeq and is a predicted model, not a curated record.
CAAGGCCCGUGUAAUUGAAAUUAAAACAAGUCUAAUCUCAUGCAAUUUUAAAAACUGACCACUGAGGCCAUUUUUCGAAUUACCGAAUCACUGUUCUUUCAGUUCCUCUGAUUCCAAAAAUGUCCAAAUCGCUCUCAGAUCUCCAUGACCGUCUCUUUCUGUUAACUAAUCCAAUACUAGAGUCCCUGAAGAAAACAAACUACACGCUGCCAGAAAGCACCACCGUCUCCGUAAAAUCAAUUUUAUGCACUCUCCUCGACAUUGAAGCGGCACCGGAUGAGCAAAAACUAAAAAAUGUGACUCUAGCGCUUGCUCUUCUAAUCUCCUCUCGAACUUCAAUUCACGAGUCUUUCACAUGGAUCCCCGAACGCAUUUCAGCAAGUGCUGAGUCUGUUUUGCACGCUAUUUCUAAAGAAUUUGGCGCCGUUUUGCUGAAUUUAUUGCCAGAACUGGUACCACUUUUGAAGGAGAGGAUUAAAGAGAGUUCGAUUGAUAUAGACAAUGAGAGUGAUCAAGUAACCGCCGCUUCGGCUAGGGUUCCGGUUGUUCUCGCAAUUUUGGCGGCUUAUCAGUUUCGGUGGUUUGUUACACAGGUUGUGCAUCCUGAUUUGGGGAAGUUCUGUGAUUUGGUGAUACCUUGUGCAUUGACUGCGCUUGACCACUGGUCGCCGGAGGUUAAAGCUCAGGGUAUGAUUGUAUUCAUACAUCUUGCCAGAAAUGUGAAUGUUGUGGAUCUUAGUCUCUAUGAAGAUGUGAUUCUUGAUGCUUGCUGUCAGAAUAUUGCUUCUGCUGAUGAGAUAUGGCACCUUGUAGUUGAGAUGUCAGUACUUCUUCUGACUAGUACACAGAGAAGUAAUUGUCGUAGCUCAUGGUCUGAAAGGAUACUGAAUGAAAUGCUUAGUCACUUGGAGCGCCAGCCAAGAAACAAGGACCGACGAGUAGCAUGGCUCAAAUUUAUUGAGCCACUAUUCAGUGCUCUUGGCCUUGUUUUACUAGCUCAUUUUAGUCGUAUAUUUCCACUUUUCUUCAAAUGGAUGCAUGUUGAUGAUGAUGAAAGUGUGUCACUGGUUCUCAAACGGCUCAACACUGUUAUAAAAUUAACGUGGAUAAGGAACUCACCUUAUGUUGACAGAUUGGUUGAUGAACUUACCAUAUUGUACAAGGAGGCAGCAAUGAGAAGAGCUCGUGAAGAAAUCAGGACUGAUAUUCUUCAGAUGCUAAUUCUGCUGCAACAAUGUAAAGGCGCACAGUUUCAAGCAGCCUGGAACAAGUACAAGGAUGAUCCUAACUUGUGCAGUCUUGUUUCCUCUGUAAGUGAAAGAAUUAUUGUGCCAGUGUAAUGAAAUUAUAACUUCAGUGGUCAUUGGUAGCUGCUUGGUUUAAACACGCAAAACCCAUUGAAAAUAUAUCAAAUUUAGGUGGUAUCCUUUAUUA